This is a messenger RNA of Tachyglossus aculeatus (Australian echidna), 3386 nucleotides long. It is a transcript of the gene INPP5J, whose product is annotated as inositol polyphosphate-5-phosphatase J. Gene Ontology annotation, cellular component: cytoplasm; ruffle; plasma membrane. Bases 40 to 3039 code for a protein of 999 amino acids. NCBI's taxonomy places the organism in Eukaryota, Metazoa, Chordata, Mammalia, Monotremata, Tachyglossidae. The transcript has 13 exons. The record is from RefSeq and is a predicted model, not a curated record. Gene Ontology annotation, molecular function: phosphatidylinositol-4,5-bisphosphate 5-phosphatase activity; phosphatidylinositol-3,4,5-trisphosphate 5-phosphatase activity. Gene Ontology annotation, biological process: phosphatidylinositol dephosphorylation; negative regulation of peptidyl-serine phosphorylation.
GGAGCCGGAGGAGCAGCGAAAGCAUCUGGGGUUGCAGACAUGGAGAUGGAGAGGCGGCCACGGCAGGAGCAGCAGCAGCAGCAACGGCGGAGGAGCGGCAGUGCUAGCAGGAGGCAACGGUAUCCAGAGGAAGCCAAGCCGGCCCAUCUGCCCUCUCCAGGGGAAGCUACAGACCAGCCUGGAGGAAGUCUCCCCAAGGUGGAGCCAGGCAACCCAAAACUCACAAAGCACCAAGUGUCUCCAUCACCCUCAGGGCAGAGCGCAGCUCCCACCUCCUCAGGGCUGAGCCCAGCUCCACCAUCCUUGGAGCAACAGCCAUCAGUGUCCUCCAUGAGCCAGAGAGUGCCUCUGACAUCCUGGCCGCCUGGCCCGGCUCCAUCGUCCGUAGAACCGCGCCCUUUGCCGUCCUCGAUGGGGAGCGGACUGAAGCGGGACCCUGUUCUGCCAUCCUCAAGGCUGAUUCCGGUGCCACCGUCUUGUGAGCAGCACCCGCCCUCUGUGGAGCAGGGACAGGUUCCGUCAUCCUCGUCUCCGUUGUCCCCGGAGAUGGUUUCGGCUCCGUGCUCAAUGGGCUGGACACCCAUUGUUCCCUGGGACUCCGGAAGCUCCAGGUUGCCCUCUACCCCAAGCCCGAUAGCCUGUGAGGGGCUCACCCCACUCCCAGCCCCAGUCCAGGCCCGGUGCCCCCCAUCUCCAUCCACAGCUGUUCCCCAGAGGCCGGCCCAGACGACCCCUGAGCCUCCUCUCUCUCUCUCCUUCCGGGCACGACCCGAAUGCUCUCGGAGCACUGGCCUCGAGGAUCCGCUCCUGCCUCGACCCCCUCAGCCUUUGCCCCUGGACUCAGGGAGGGGCCACCCAGAGGGGAGUGGUCAUCCCCCUGGGGCCGGGCCCCCGGUCCUACUGUCCCCUGUGACCUUCAAGCCAACGGGCCCCUCUGCUGCCAUCACUGUGCCCCCUCCACCGAAGCCCACCCACUCCCCCAGCCGCUCGCCUGGCGGCUCCCCUUCCCCCAGCGGCAGCGCUGGCCUAGCAACAGCCCCCAGGCCCUUUGAGCAACCGCGGCCCUCGCCCUCGAUUUCCGCUUCUCCCACUUCUAGCCCUGACGGGGCUGCUCCUAGGGGAUGGAUCAGCCCAUCACUGCACUCCCUGGACCUCCCGGUCCCCUUCGACAGCCCCCACUCUGAGCCCCUGUGGUCGGCCCAUUCCACCUGCAAAGGAGACCCCGGCUUCCGGAUCUCUGUGGUGACAUGGAAUGUGGGCACAGCCAUGCCACCCGACGAUGUCACCUCCCUCCUGCACCUGAACACGGAUGACAGCAGCACCACGGACAUGAUCGCCAUUGGGCUUCAGGAGGUGAACUCGAUGAUCAACAAGCGCCUGAAAGAUGCCCUCUUCACCGACCAGUGGAGUGAGCUCUUCAUGGAAGUUCUGGCUCCCUUCAACUUCGUACUGGUGAGCACCGUCCGGAUGCAGGGAGUGAUUUUAUUGGUGUUUGCCAAGUACUAUCAUCUCCCCUUCCUGCAGGACGUGCAGACCGACUGCACCCGCACAGGACUGGGCGGUUACUGGGGUAACAAGGGUGGGGUGAGUGUCCGCCUCUCCAUCUUCGGCCAUAUGGUCUGCUUCCUCAACUGCCACCUGCCUGCCCACAUGGACAAGGCUGAGCAGCGCAAGGACAAUUUCAUGACCAUCCUCAACAUGCAGCAGUUUGAGGGCCCCACGGCCCAUGGCAUCCUGGACCAUGACAUCGUCUUCUGGUUUGGAGACCUCAACUUCCGCAUCGAGAGUUACGAUCUGCACUUUGUCAAGUUUGCCAUUGACAACAACAAAUUGCAUCAACUCUGGGAGAAGGACCAGCUCAACAUGGCCAAGAGCUCCUGGCCCAUCCUGAAGGGUUUCCAGGAGGGGCCCCUCACCUUCGCUCCCACCUUCAAGUUUGAUGUGGGCACCAACAAGUAUGACACCAGCGCCAAGAAGCGGAAGCCAGCCUGGACUGACCGCAUCCUGUGGAAGAUCAAAACCCCGGGUGGGGGGCCGAGCCCGUCGGGAAGGGAGAGGCAGCGGCUGCAGGUGACCCAGCACAGCUACUGCAGCCACAUGGAGUUCACCGUCAGCGACCACAAGCCCGUGGCUGCCCUCUUUGCCUUGCAGUUUGCCUACCGGGACGACGUGCCCCUGGUGAGGAUCCAAGUGGCCGAUGAGUGGCUGAGGCCGGAGCAGGCCGUGGUGCGCUACCGCAUGGAGAACAUCUUCCUCCGCAGCUCCUGGGACUGGAUCGGCCUGUACCGGGUGGGCUUCCGGCACUGCAAGGACUACGUGGCCUAUGUGUGGGCCAAGCACGAGGAUGUGGACGGCAACUCAUACCAGGUGACCUUCAGUGAGGAGUCUCUGCCCAAGGGCCGGGGCGAGUUCAUCCUGGGCUACUACAGCCACAGCCACAACAUCCUCAUUGGCGUGACAGACCCCUUCCAGAUCUCCCUGCCCGCCUCAGAGGAGGGCAGCAGCCCCACGGACAGCUCUCGCACCAGCUCGGAUGGGGAGGACAACAGCACCAUGGAGCUCCUGGGCCCCAAGUCCCGCAGCCCCAGCCCCGGCAAGAUGAAGAGGCAGCGGAGCCGCAGUCCGGGGCUCGCCAAGUUCCCCGGCCUCAUCCUCCGGGCCUCCUCCCGGGAGCGGGGAGCCAGCCGUAGCCCCUCCCCACAGGGCCGCACAGGCCCUCUCAGGCCAGCCCGGGGCCAGGAGCGGGGCCAAACCGGCACCGCCUGCCAGGAUGAUGGAGCCGGUGGGCUUGAGACCCCACGCCCCUUGAACUUCUCUAUCCCUGCCUCCCUCCCCCGCCCUGUUCCCCACAACCUAGGGCUGCUGCCCGCCUUGAGGCUGGAGACUGUGGGCCAGGUCAUGGGCCAGUGGCGCGGUGAGAGCCCGGACCAAGACUGCCACAUCAGUCCCAAGAGUCCUAAUGCUCCGGCAGGUAGUCUGUCUCCCAGCCCCAAGGGCGGCUGGGGAAAAAGCUUGGGAAAUGGAGGCUUGAGCCCUUAAGAGACCCUGGGGGUGCUGCCAUCCUUCCUGUCAAGAGAGCUUGCUGUCUGCCUGCAUCUCUGGAGCCUCCGCCUCCUCACCUCCGGGCACUUCCCUGGCUCUGCCCGGCCCCAGGCUCUCCCCAAAGGGCCUACAGCUGGCCUGCCUGUGUCACCUGUUGGCUGGAUUCUAAAUACGAUUGACUGAUUGCAGCCAGAGAGUGUCAGCCUGGCCCUUGGCAAGGGCUCUGCGGCCACCCCAGCCCCUGUGAUAAUCAGUCCCUUCUAGGAGACUGCAGUGGGGCUUGGGCAGAGGGGGAGCCUGCCAUCUUGGUUGUUAUUUAUCAAGAAUUAAACCCCUGAAUCUCA